Porites lobata is the source of this 987-nucleotide messenger RNA. The record is from the annotation of a GenBank genome assembly. NCBI's taxonomy places the organism in Eukaryota, Metazoa, Cnidaria, Anthozoa, Scleractinia, Poritidae.
AUCCGUAGUUCGACCAAAAGCCAAGUGUACACGCUGAAGUUUGGUUCGCAGAAAAUCUCUGUUUACUGUCACAUGGGCAACUUUGGAUGCGGAGAUGGAGGGUGGACGCUGGCGAUGAAGAUUAAUGGCGCAAAGGUAAAACAAUUCUCCUGGUGUACGGAAGUUAUGUAUUUACAGAGUCUGGAAGGGUAUAAUCAGGAUCGGGGAUUUGGCCAAAAUACAGGGCGGGAUUCGGGAAACGUUAACGGCAUAUGGGAUUUGACUGCUACCCGAGAAGCUGGACUGUUUGCCUUUUUUGGGCACGUAUGUAGGAUUGGGGAAGAAAACGAUUUUCGGGAUAGCCAACACAGAAACGCGGGAUGCGGGAUUCUCGUGAAAAAGAAGCGGAAAUGUGGGAUAAGGACCGCUCUUUCCUGACCCUGGAUAUACUGUUCAGCUGACAUGCUUUAGUUUCUAUUUCAGAAAACGUUCCAUUACAGCUCUGGGUUUUGGAGUAACAAGAAUUCCUAUAACCUUCCAGGAGGUAAGACCGGGUUUGACGAUCAAGAGACUAAACUGCCAACCUACUGGAGCACACCAUUCUCCAAGAUCUGCCUGGGUAUGAAGAUCGGCCAGCAGAUCAAGUUCAUUGUUAUCAACAAGAAGGCCGCUUCUCUGCAUUCAUUGAUCGCAGACGGGAAGUAUCGCGCCACGUCACUUGGUCGUAACACGUGGAAGAAGCUGAUUGGCUCUAAGGCUUCCCUGCAGGCCAAUUGCAACAAGGAGGGGUUCAAUGCGGCCACUAAAUACAGCUCCUUUGCUAAGGCAAGAAUCGGUAUCCUUGGAAAUAACGAACAAGUCUGUGGUAACUGUGAUUCCAGAAUAGGGUUUGGAACGGCAGGAUACCCUGACGACUCCAACACAUGUGGGAACAAUGCUGCUAAAGGACUUGCAUCGGACAAUGGAGGGAGAAACAUAAAAGCCAUGGGAUAUAUCUUGGUACAGUAA